ACUACGAAAUUUUAAACCCAUUGUUAAUAAAUAAAAAAUUAAUUGCGACCAUUUAAUUUGAAUUAUUUAAUUAAAAUUUUACAUUAUUGUGAAAUUAGGUAAUUCAAGAAGAUUUUUGAAAAAUGGAGAAUGAACUAGAAGCCUAUUUUACAGAUUAUGAAGAUUUAGAGGUUCAUGAAGUUAUGUUAAAAGAUCGACACCGCCAAGAGGCAUAUUUUAAUGCGAUUAUGUCUAACAAACAUUUAUUUGAAGGCAAAGUCAUUUUAGAUGUAGGAGCUGGUACAGGUAUCCUUUCAAUGUUUGCUGCAAAAGCUGGAGCAAAAUUAGUAUAUGCUGUAGAAGCAUCCAAUUUAGCAAAAAUUGCUAUCGAAAUUAUUGAAGACAAUAAUUUAACAUCAAUUGUAAAAGUUAUACAUUCAAAAAUUGAAAAUUUUCAAUUACCUAAGAAUGAGGAUAAAGUUGAUAUAAUAAUAUCAGAAUGGAUGGGAUUUUAUUUAUUACAUGAAGGAAUGUUAGAUUCUGUUAUAUUUGCUAGAGAUCAUUUCUUAAAAUCUAAUGGUUAUAUUUUUCCACAAUAUGCGACAAUAUAUGUAGCACCGUGUUCAGUAUCUUCAAGAUAUUCAUAUUGGGAUAAUGUUGAUGGUAUUAAUAUGAGAAUAUUCGGCAAAAGAUUACGAACACAAAAAUCAAAUAAACCUGAAAUUAUUAAUAUAGAUGAAAGUGAAAUGUUAUCAAAGGAAAUUGUAAUGUCAUGGUUUGAUUUAAAAAAUAUUACAACAAAUGAUUUAGAUGAAAUACAAUAUGAGGGUGUUAUACCAUUUGAAAAAGCUGGUUUACAUCAAGGAUUUUGUAUAUGGUUUGAUUGUCAAUUUCCAAGUAAAAAUUUUGAAUCAGGUGUAAUAUUAUCAACAAGUCCAUAUGAAAAAUCACAAACACAUUGGAAACAAUGUGUUAUUGUAUUACCAGAGACUGAAUGUAAUAAAAUUGAAAUUAAAGAACCAGUAGCUUUUAAAAUUUUAAUGAAACGCAAAUCUGAUGAUAAUCGUAAAUAUGAUUUAGAAAUUGAAUUAUUAGAUGUUAAUGAUGUUGAACAUCCAUUACCAUGUGAAUGUUAUUUAACAAAAUGUAUACUCGCCAAAGCACAUUUAGAGAGUAUGAAUGUAGACCAAGAUGAUGACUGACCAAUAAACUCAAAACGAAAUUGGUAACCUUUUUGUAAAAUAGUUCAAAUAAAAAUAUCUUUGUUUAUUCUAAUAAAACUACUUUAUUAAAACAUUUUAUUAUUUGUUUUUUUUUUGCAUUUUUCACAUUCAUACGAAUUGCAAAGUGAUUAUACAACAUAAAUUUUAUUCAUAUUUUUAUAAGUUUGAAUAACUUUAUAAAUCUUAUAACUAUACUUUCAUAUUAAUGAAAAAAUUGUCAAAGAGUAGCCCAUACCAUAUUUUUGUUUUUUAUUUAAUGGAAUUAGUUUGUUUUUUGAAUAACAUUAAAAAUUGAAUAAGUAAAUAAAGUAUGUCUAUCACACAUAUAUUUU
Molecule: messenger RNA, 1534 nt
Organism: Condylostylus longicornis
Lineage: Eukaryota; Metazoa; Arthropoda; Insecta; Diptera; Dolichopodidae
Gene: Art8
Exons: 3
Coding region: 123-1181 (352 amino acids)
Biological process (GO): peptidyl-arginine methylation
Cellular component (GO): nucleus
Molecular function (GO): protein-arginine N-methyltransferase activity
Source: RefSeq, a predicted model, not a curated record